GAUGAGAGCCUGUACAUUAUGGAUCAUUCUGCCCAUUUUAAGUGGGUUAUUGUUGGCAUCAGCAGCAAACAGAAUUGAUGACUACCAGCCACAGCAUGUACACAUAGUUAUUGGAGAGACUUCCAAGGACAUGGUUAUUACCUGGACCACCUUCACGGACACUCCUUCAAGUGUCGUUGAAUUUGGGAAUGCUGGGCUGACCGACACAGCCACAGGAAGCAGUACACAGUUCACAGAUGGCGGCAGUGAACACAGGAACUUGUGGAUGCAUAGGGUCAUACUGAAGGAUCUGCAGCCGGACACUAUGUAUUUCUACCACUGUGGCAGUCAGCUGGGUUGGUCAGAACUGUUUGUUUUCAAGACCUGGAAGAAUGGGACGGACUGGCCUGUGUCAGUGGCUAUGUAUGGUGACAUGGGAGCUGUCAAUGCUCAGUCUCUGCCAAGGUUACAGGAGGAGGUCCAGAGAGGAAUGUAUGAUGCUGUGAUUCACGUGGGAGACUUUGCAUACAACAUGGACUCGGACAAUGCUCGUGUUGGAGAUGAAUUCAUGCGACAGAUUCAACCCAUUGCUGCAUAUGUGCCUUAUCUGACUUGCCCUGGCAACCACGAACAGAUGUACAACUUCAGUAACUACAGAGCAAGAUUCAGCAUGCCCAACCAUGAGGACACAGAAAACCUUUUCUUCAGUUGGAACAUGGGUCCAGUUCAUUUUAUUGCUGUCAACACUGAGGCAUAUUAUUUCCUGGAGUAUGGCCUCAAACCUCUCUCUCGUCAGUAUGACUGGCUCAUCAAAGACUUAGAGGUAAAGUAUGGGAGUAUGUUAACAGCUUAUGAUGCUGAAAACUGAGGCAUUGGUAGGAUUAAUCAGUUGAUGCCUGGAAUGCUUGCAUACAUGCACUCACCAUUGUGGUUCUGGUUUAUAAGAAAGAGAUAAAGCUGAU
Penaeus monodon (black tiger shrimp) is the source of this 941-nucleotide messenger RNA. Its product is annotated as acid phosphatase type 7-like. Lineage: Eukaryota; Metazoa; Arthropoda; Malacostraca; Decapoda; Penaeidae. Gene Ontology annotation, molecular function: acid phosphatase activity; metal ion binding. The record is from RefSeq and is a predicted model, not a curated record.